UGGAAGCCUCACGAGGCCGCCUCGGUUACCUGUGAUGGGAGUAUGAGCCUGAAAGAGGAGGCGACGGUGGGGGCUGAAGACGCUCGCGCAGGCGCGCUUGGUCCGAGUGAAGGGACCUCUUCCGCUCCCUCCCCCUUGCGUUGCGCGUGACUGGAGGGGAUUCAGUCAAACAUUCAUUGCCAUUCAGUCAACCGUCGGCGCUCGAGCGUGCCGCUGCCAAUCAGCGCCUUGGCCCCGCCCAGUCAGGCCGGGGGCGCGUGUUUCGUACUCCAGCCAAGCGGAGUUUGGAUUCCAGGGCGAAGUCCGCGGGAGGGGGCGCGAGCCUCUCCUCCCUCCCUCCCUCGCAGAAGGUGUCGUCCCCUGAGGAGCUGCACGGCAUCUCUCUCUCUCUCUCUCCCCCGACGCAGCUCCUCCUGACAACAUGCAGGGCUCAAAAAAGCUAGUGAACACAAUUCUGGGUUGUGCAGAUGAUUCAUUGGCUGGGAUAGUGGCAUGCAACCCUCAUCUCCAGAUCUUGCAAGGACACAGAGUUGCACUGCGUGCUGACUUGGAAAACCUGCAGGGCAAAGUGGCAUUGAUUUCUGGAGGUGGAUCAGGACAUGAGCCUGCACAUGCAGGAUACAUUGGAAAAGGAAUGCUCAGUGGAGUGGUAGCUGGCCCAGUAUUUACUUCUCCUGCAGUUGGUAGCAUUUUAGCAGCAAUUCGGGCUAUGAAAGAAGCUGGAGCAGUUGGGACACUGCUAAUAGUGAAGAACUAUACUGGGGACCGCUUGAACUUUGGGCUGGCAUUGGAACAGGCCCGGGCAGAAGGGGCUGAUGUGGACAUGGUGGUGGUUGGGGAUGACUCUGCUUUCACCAAACAGAAGAAGGCUGGCAGGAGAGGACUGUGUGGCACAGUGCUUAUACACAAGGUAGCUGGGGCUCUUGCUGAAGCAGGGGUUAGUCUGAAUGAAAUUGUUCGAAAAGUUACUGCUGUUAAAGGCCAAAUGGGCACCCUAGGUGUAAGUCUGUCCCCCUGCAGUGUCCCAGGAUCAAGGCCGACCUUCCAACUUGCUGAUGAUGAGCUUGAACUGGGUUUGGGAAUUCAUGGUGAAGCUGGUGUACGCAGGAUGAAAAUGACUUCAGCAGAUCAAAUUGUGAAGAUAAUGUUGAAUCACAUGACCAGUCGUUCCAGUGACUCACAAUUGCAGCUCAAGUCUGGUGCACCUGUAGUCUUGGUAGUAAAUAAUCUGGGUGGAUUAUCAUAUUUGGAGUUGGGAGUAGUGGCUGGAUCUGCAGUACGGUAUCUUGAAAAAAAGGGUGUUCAUAUUGCCCGGGCUUUUGUUGGCUCUUUUAUGACUGCAUUGGAGAUGGCAGGUGUCUCCCUUACCCUUCUGCAGGUGGAUGAUGAGAUCUUGAGUCUCCUUGAUUCAGAUACUACAGCUGUUGCCUGGUCACAACCUGCCAAAAUGUCCAUCUCAGGCCAGAAAAGAGAGAGGAUAGCACCCAAAGAGAAACUUGAGGAAGAGGAGUCUUUUCCGCCACCAGUACCACCCUCCCCCUAUGUGAGGCAAGUUCUAGAGAAGGUCUGUGACAGACUGCUGAGCCUACAGGAAGAGCUGAAUGAUCUGGAUCGGGCUGCAGGUGAUGGGGACUGUGGCAGCACACACGCACGGGCAGCCAGAGCAAUCCAGGAAUGGAUGGAAGCAAGACCUCUGCCGGCUCACCCCUCUAAGUUGCUCUCUUCCCUUGCAAAGCUCUUGCUGGAGAAGAUGGGGGGUUCUUCAGGCGCUCUCUAUGGACUGUUUCUAACAGCAGCUGCUCAGCCCUUACGGCUUGGAGAUGACUUGUCAUUCUGGUCGUUGGCUAUGGACGCUGGUAUUAAGGCCAUGAUGACGUAUGGAGGAGCAGCACCUGGAGAUAGGACCAUGCUGGAUUCACUCUGUGCUGCUGCUGCAGAACUCAGAAAUCUGAAGAAACCAAAGGCAAAUGCAAUGCAGGUUCUGGCCAAAGCUGUACAGGAGGCCGAAGCUGCUGCUGAAUCUACAAAGAACAUGGAAGCUGCUGCCGGCAGAGCCAGUUACAUCAGUUCAGCCCGCCUAGAUCAGCCAGACCCUGGGGCCGUGGCAGCUGCUGCAAUUCUUCGUGCAGUUUUGGAAGGGCUGCAGAGUAAACCAUCCCAUUCCAUGAUUCAGAGCGUAGCCUAGAACUUGCUAAAAUGCCAUGCAGCUGUUCUUCUCUUCUGCAGGGCUUUCUCCUUGAAUCACAGUACCUUCAAAAUGAUUCUGUGCUCCUGCUCUAACUUACCCUUCACAUUCCUGACUGAGAGCCCUCUUGUAGUGAAUUGCUACUGUGGGUUGUUUCCACGAACCCACGUAUGACAACAGGACUGGGCUUUAUGUUCUUGUUUCAGGAUCAAUCAUUUUGUUUUGUGAAUAAGAGGCCCUGUCUUGUUUUUGGAGCUGGUUCUAUGUCUGUUCCUACACUGACUUCCGCUGAAGUCUUUGGCAUAAACCAUAGGUAGGAGUUGUGCAAACCACCAGGAGCUAUUGAUCUGAAGGUCCCAGCAUUUCUCACCAGUGGCUAUUAUGGCUAAGGCUGCUGUGAGUUGCAGUUCUUCAUCAUCUGAGGGGCUGCACAGUUUCCAACUUUGACUUGAAGCCCAUUUACUGCUAUACUUAACCAGUACUGCACUUUUAAACAUUCUCAUUUAACUAUGCCAACUAAGAUUUCAAUAUAUACCCCUCUAUGAUUAGAGCAGGAUAUCUUUAUGAAAAACUUCAUAAAUAACUAUGUUCAAGAAUAUUGGGGGACAAGAUUAGUAGACUUGGUCAGUUUAACUUGUUAAAAACUUAUCAACGACUAUGUAAAAGCAACUAUGUUUCUCAUUGUACACAUCACUCUCUCCAAAAAUAAGAGUAGGUCUUUAACUCAAAAAAUUUGUAUCUCUGAAUUCUGAAAAGCAUGCUACUAUAUAGUUGAACCAGAUUACUCUUGAUAUAUAACAUUUAAUCCUUUUAGUCCUUACUCAUGAAAUUUGUCAUAAAAGUGUCAAUCAAGUUAUUUUGUCUGUGGCACAACUUCUAUUACAAGACAUUCUGAAACUUAACAAAAUAUACUAGUGAAUAAGCAAAAAUAACAAAGAUAGCUACAACUAAUUCCCUUUGAAAUCCACUGCCUUUAGGAAUUUCCAGCAGAUCUUGCAACUGUUACUGGAAUACAAUGGAUUUUGAAUGAUCUGUCAACAGAUCACAAAUAAUGUCAGGCAACAUCCAACUCACUCUUGUGAGAUAAAAGUGAGUUUUAAUAGUUGCAGCUCACAAAAGGUAAAUUCUGUAAGGAUUAUAAGCACACGGGUUAAGCCAGUACUACCCAAACUCCUGAUAGCUAAAGCACAUUAAUAUUUUUAGACACCCCUUCACCUAAGUAGCAUACAAAAAUAAGAGUGAAAAGGUUAAGCUUAAGGAUAAAAUGUUGAAAUAUUUUAAAUUUAUGGAGAAAUACAAUUUUUGGCUUGGUAUCUUAAGUGGUAAUUUAAUUUUUUUGUCCUGCUUUUUGCCCAAUAUAGAGACUCAAGGUGUCCAACAAUAAAUAUGACACAGUGCAAAUUAAAACAAAGUAAUUGCACAGUCCAUACAUGCCUGAUGGCAGAGAAACAUUUUACCUGCCUACAAAAACAAGGAAGGAUGGGGUCAUUGUAGUCUCUCUAGGAAGGGAGUUCUAGAGGUAAGGCUAGAUCCAGAUCAGUCAGGACAAAUCAGCCUUCACACUGAAGGGAGCAGAGGUAUUCACUUUGAACUUGAAGAUCAUGUUUAGAUUGAUACAUAGACUCCUGCAAUGACUCAACAGAUAUUGAGCAGCUUGUUAGUACAGUGGCAAUGUAAUCUUUCCUAAAGAUCAGCUUCCUUAAAAAAAGUACAACAGUGUCUCAACAUUUCUGAAAACUUCAGCACAAAGAAUAUCAAAGCCUGUAAUUGAGUUUUAAAACCACAGAGAUGGAAAGGGUCUCAUGGACUAUUUAGUUUAACCCUCUGCUUAGUCUCCAGCUAGAACUAAUGAAGAAAUAAAUGGAAUUCAAGAUUGCACAUUUAUUGCAGAAAAAUCCUAAGAAAUUACAUAUUUGUUCAUCCCACUUUGUCUAUGAAUUGAGGAAAGGCUUUUGCGUGUUCCUGAUAUUAUCUUGUCAAGAUAAACCAUGCUUUAUAUCCUAUCUUUUUCCCAAAAGUAGAACACAGGCAGAUCACAAGAAGAGAAAUAUAAAUAGUUACUGUAUUAAAACACUUUAAUUAAACAUAAUUAAAAACAUUAACACAAAGCAUCCACAGUUACCCUUUUCUCAGCAACCAUCCGUUGCCAAAAGCCAUCUGAACAAAAACAUCUUUUCUUCUUUUUGAAGGAAGUUCUACAGCUGGGAGUGCAACCUUAGAGAAUGCUCUGUUGUUUCUCAAAAAUGUCAGGCAGGCUAGUGUGAGACAAUACAGUCCUUCAGAUAAUAGUCUGAAUCAAAAGUAUAUAAGAUUUCAGAGAUCAUUAUCAACCCUAUGAUCUCUGUCCAGAAUAAAUCUGUUAAAUUGUCAUAACAAGGUAAUACUGCACUCUAGAGUUGGCCCAAAUCAAGUCUGGCUAUAGAUUUAGGACCAUGUAGAGUCAGCAUGAUGUAAUAGCUUGAGUCUUAGGCUAUGGCUGGAGACCAGCGUUCGAAUCCCUGCUUGUCUGCGCUAGUCCACUGGAUGCCUUGGGCAAUCAUUCUCUCUCAGCUUCAAAGGAAGUCCAAGAUAAACCCAAUCUGAACAAAAGAUCAGUGAUAGGUUAACUUUAGGGAUGCUUUAAAUCGGAAUUAUUUGAAGGCAUACAAAACCAACAAGCUUCAAAACACUGAAAUUUCUCCCACACAGCAUACUACAGUAAUUUAAAUGCAGAACUAAAACAAUGUGUUUGGAUUUAGGUGCAAAGGAGAAAUUGGAAUUGGCAUCUAUUUGGACCAAGCUUCUAAAGUGGAUAGCUUCCAAUAUCAAAAUUAAGAGAGCCCUAAGAGACCAAACAACUGCUUUGGCACUAAACUAGUGCUCAGCAUUGCCUCCAAAAUUCACUCCUCCAUGGAGGACGUGCCCUGCAAAACAUUACCCCAAUUACCAUACUAGAAGAUGACAAUGGUUGGUGUAUUGAAAGCUGCAAAGAACUAGUAAGAACACAGUCCCUAUCUAAUUCCCAACCUAGAAUAUCCACCCACGAACAAAAUGCUUGUUCCAUAGCCAAGCCUGAAACCUGGAUAAAAUAGUUCUAGAUUGAAGUGGUAGUUCCUGGAUACAUUUCCAGGAAAUAAAAGAAUUGUAGACAAGAGAUAGAUAUGACAUCAGUUAGUGAAAAAAUGAUUGCUACCCCCCAAUAUUUAUAUACUGUCGGCAGCAGUGUUCUAGAUAAUCCACAAAGUUCAAGAACUCUUCUCAUAAGCUUGAUUUGUACAAGGUAUUAGAGAAUAAUAUAUCUUUCUCCAAUAAUAUAUCUUUAGAUUGCUGUGAGUUUUUUGGCUGGAUGGCCAUAUUCUAGCACCAUUCUCUCCUAAUGUUUCACCUGCAUCUGUGGCUGGCAUCUUCAGAGGUGAAUCUCUACAGAUACCAGCCACAGAUGCAGGUGAAAUGUCAGGAGAGAAUGGUGCUGGAGCAUAGCCAUACAGCGCAAAAAACUUACAGCAACCUAAUGAUUCCAGCCAUGAAAGCCUUCAACAACACAAUAAAUCUUUAUUUGGGAUAGGUGGCAAAAUUAUCCAUGUGAGGAGCUGAUGAUGACUGGAAGAAUAUCUUUAUUUUUUCACGCCUUAUAACGUGUCCUAGGUUUUGGUGAGUUAUUUCUAAUCGUUGGUAACAAAACGAGAGAAGAAAGACCAUCCAAUAAGGAUAGCUGUGCCCCAAACCAUUAUUCUCCAUCGUGUGACAUCAAGAAGUAUUCAACCCCAAAUUAAAUUUCAUGCCGAGGGCUGGUUCCUGACCCAGAAGACAUACAUUGCUUGUUCUAAGAGGAGACUCUUAAUGUGGUUAACCAUGGAAAGUAGCCCUCCCUUUCAUGGAUGUCCUUCUCAAAUACCACUGCCAAUUAUUUAUUUAGUUAAAAGAACAAUUUCUGUCAAGAUGACUUUGCAAAACAAAGAUUACAAAAACAAGAAAACUGGGUCACCUCAAAAAAAGUGCAAAUAGGAUCUUGAUUGUUAUGCUUAGACAACAACAUGAUCUUAUGACCUGGCAAUGUAUAAGGUUGGAAUUCCUGGUGUCGCAAGAGGAAAAAAGCUAUGGACUAAGUGGCAACAAAGGAGAUCAUUGGCAAAAUAAGUUUGUUCAGGCCAGUUGUUCUGCCUGCUUUUACCACCCAUCUCAGUUUCCCCCCACCCCAAAAAAUAAAAGCAAUGGAGUGUAGUGCAUUGUUAAAAUGCUAGUGAAUACACCCAUCUCACUGAAUAAAUUUGGGAUGGGCCAUUUAAUAAGGCCUGGGAACCACUUUUUGGCUUCUGAGGCAUUGCGGGCCACGUUUAGCACAAUAAAGCAAUUAAAAAUACAACCCAGACAUGACCCAGUCCACAUCCAGUACAAUUUUUUUAAAAUCUAGGGGUUUGGGGUGGAAAAUUGAGACCUUCCAACCUGUAAACAAAAAAAUACCAUUUUUGGAAACCUCCAAAAUUGGAAAAAAGAUUUCAGGUUAUGGCGACCCCUCACCAUUUUGUGGACCAUUAAACAGGCUUUGGGGCUGCAUGUGGCUCAUGGGUUUCACUUUGCCAACCACUGGGCUAAUUGAAGGUGAGCUCUCCAGAUGCUUUAAAGCAGCAUCCAUACUUUCACUCCCCCCCCCCCCCAAAAAAAAAGGUUGUUUCAAAGGUAGAUUCUGCCACCUUCCUUCUUGUUAGGGUGAUGCAUCCAGGAAGCGGGAAGAGUAAAACUUGGAUCCUGAUCCCACAGAGCUUUCCUGCUGUAUCAUGAAAUUUCUAUGAAAAGACUAUGAAAAAUUUCUAGACUCACCUGCAGCAAGAGGGAAAUAACCAUUUGCUACUGGGAAAAACACACAGUUGCAUGCAAGUAAAUCACACUGAAUGCAAAGGGACUUUCUCCUAUGUACAGGGGUACAUUACUGGAAAUAAAAUUGGUGAAUAAGAGAUAAGAAUAAGGAGAUAAACCCCAACCUAGAAAAUAGUGCUAGAAAAUAGUUCAGAAUGGCUAGUCUAUAAAAAAAAAUGCAUGAACCCUGAAUGUACCUGCUAAACUCUGAAAACAAGUUGUUUCUCAAAAUUUCAUGUGCAAAGAGGUACAGUACUGAAAGAUAAAAGGAAAGUGUUUCAUAAGAUUAACAUUUAUGUAAUAUGUUCGUGUACUGUUUUGACACCCAUGCACACACUUUGGACUUGCUGCUACAAAGAAAAAGGUUCAGAAUGAACCACUGUAAAAGGAGAUUGUUUGUUUUUAGAAUGGCAACUGCUAGUAGUUCUUAUUCAUGUUAGAAUGGUUACCCAAUGGUAGUUUAUGAAAUCUCAGAAAAUUAAGGAUUGUUUCUUUUGAAUCAGAAAUGGAGAAAAGAAGGACCUAAUUAGGAAGAAAGACCUUGCUUGUUCCCAUAAUGUCUCCAUAGCAUUGUUAGACAGGAGGAGCCCUUUCCCCUCUAAAUGCACCACUCAAUAAGAUCCCUGCUAUUGAAACAGAGUGCAAUAUUUGCUUUCCAUUAGGUAUUUUAGAAAUGUUUCACUCCUGAAAAUUGCCAGUGGGGGUGAAAGUUCACUCAUCAAGGAACAUGAAAAAAUCCAGAACCAUGCCAGAAUGAAUAGGAGGGGAGACUUUUUUUUAGGCAAUCAGACUUACUUUUCCCACCAGGAAAAGAUAAUCCUCUUGCAUUUAGGUGCCAUUGCACACAGAUUGAACAUUAAAACUAUAGCCAAGCAAUCAUUUCAGUGCUGAUUUUAAAAUAUGUUUAAAAAACCUCUGAAAUAAAUGAGAACGACAGAAAGUUAUCAACUAGAAAGGUAAGUAUUACAACCUACCGAGUAGCAAUUCACUUGCUUGAUAUGUUACUGCACCCAACAGAAGCAUAAGUAAGGCCAUAUACAUUUGCAAAUAUCAGUUGAAGACUUACUGGUGCACUUCAGGGGUUAGACUUUCUACCAGGAUUGCAGUGAUGGCAAGGGAAAAUAGGUUAAAUCAGAGAAGAGGGAGUAGGCCUGUUCUCUGCUGCCCCAGAGGGUAGAAUUAGAUCUAAUAGUUUUUUUGUUGCAGUAGAGUCAAUUUUGAUUUAAUAUUAGAAGGAACCCAAUUGCCUAGAGAGGUGGCAGGAUCUUUUUCUCUGGAAGUCUUCAAAAACAGGUUGGACAGCUUCCUAAUGGGAUUGCCUUAGUGGAAAUCCUGUACUGAGCAGGAGAUUGAACUUUAUGGCCCAUGAGGCCCUUUUCAGCUAUGUCAGUGGUUCUCAACCUGGGGUCCCCAGGUGUUCUGGGCUACAGCUCCCAGAAAUUCCAGCCAGUUUAUCAGCUGUUAGGAUUUCUGGGACCCCAGGCCAAAAACAUCUGGGGACCCCAGGCUGAGAACCACUGAACUAUGCUAAGUCUCCUGGCUCCAAGCAGUCUAUUUCUUCAGCACCUACCUUCCCUCACGGCUGCAGUGCACAAGAUUUUUGUACCUACUGUCACUGCUUACACCUGCACAGUACAACAAAAAUGUUUUUUUUU
This is a messenger RNA of Anolis carolinensis (green anole), 8673 nucleotides long. It is a transcript of the gene tkfc, whose product is annotated as triokinase and FMN cyclase. The transcript has 17 exons. Gene Ontology annotation, biological process: glycerol catabolic process. Gene Ontology annotation, molecular function: ATP binding; glycerone kinase activity. The coding region runs from base 422 to 2185 and encodes 587 amino acids. Gene Ontology annotation, cellular component: cytosol. The record is from RefSeq and is a predicted model, not a curated record. Lineage: Eukaryota; Metazoa; Chordata; Lepidosauria; Squamata; Anolidae.